Molecule: messenger RNA, 1851 nt
Organism: Drosophila suzukii
Lineage: Eukaryota; Metazoa; Arthropoda; Insecta; Diptera; Drosophilidae
Product: ubiquitin-conjugating enzyme E2 R2
Biological process (GO): ubiquitin-dependent protein catabolic process; protein polyubiquitination
Molecular function (GO): ubiquitin conjugating enzyme activity
Source: RefSeq, a predicted model, not a curated record
GCAAACGUUGCCACCCCUGGUUCAGAUAAUGCCACCCUGGUUUUUGUUUUGUAAAGUGAAAUUGUUGCAAGUCAAACAACAAUAACAAAAAGCAUAAAAAACGCAUUAAAAUCGUCAAAAACUCUUGGCUAAACAAGUAGAGCACGGCGACAACUGCAAGUGGGUGAACAAAUGACCACCGCCGCCUCCACAUCGCAGCAUGCGACAUCGUCCUCCACAAUGAUGGCGGGCUCAGGAUCCCUGGCUACCGCCGGAGCCGCCCCCACGACCACGCCCAGCAGCUCGGCGGUCCGGGCCCUGGCCAUGGAGUACAAGUCGUUGCAGGAGGAGCCGGUGGAGGGAUUCCGCGUCAAGCUGAUCAACGACGACAAUCUGUUCGAAUGGGAGGUGGCCAUCUUCGGGCCACCGGACACCCUCUAUCAGGGCGGCUACUUCAAGGCGCACAUGAAGUUCCCGCACGACUACCCGUACUCACCGCCAUCCAUACGCUUCCUGACCAAGGUCUGGCAUCCGAAUGUCUACGAGAACGGGGAUCUGUGCAUAUCCAUACUGCAUCCGCCGGUGGACGAUCCGCAGAGCGGGGAGCUGCCCUGCGAGCGCUGGAAUCCCACGCAGAACGUGCGCACCAUCCUGCUGUCGGUCAUCUCGCUGCUCAACGAGCCCAACACAUUCUCGCCGGCCAAUGUGGACGCCUCGGUCAUGUACCGCCGAUGGCGGGACUCACAGGGUAAGGACAAUGAGUAUCCUAACAUCAUACGCAAACAGGCCUUGGCGGCCAAUGCCGAGGCCAAGCGUGAGGGCAUUGUGGUGCCGAUGACACUCGAGGACUAUUGCCUGAAGCCCACGCGCAAGCCCACAACGGAAUCUGGCCUGGAUGCCAAUUUCUACGAUGAUGACUUCGAUCUGGAGACGGAGGACGAUCUGCCCUCCGAUGAUGACUUCGAUGAGGACGACGACGAUGAGGAUGAGGACGAGGAUGAGGACAGUGCCACGGCGUCGAUUAGCAAAAAUAAUGGCGGCAGCAGCAAGUGCAAGAACAACGGGCUGGGCAGAGAGGCGGCUGCUGCCGGAGCGGACGAUGCCGAGUCCGCCGACGACAGCGGCAAGGGCGAGACCACAUAAUGCAGCCAGGCCGGGGUCGCGUCAUCUCUUCCUCCCACUCCUGCCCUAGGCGGCGAGCCACCGCCUUUUCAUUUCUCCAACAUUAUUACUAUGAUUAAUGCUAAUUAUAAACGUUUCAAAACUAAACCGAACAACUGAGAACACAAUUAUUUACCUAGUUUAUACGAGGGUAGUUGAAACCAUGGUCCUAAGCUGAUUUUACCUACUCGAUUUUACUUUGAUAACUAAGAUGAUUCGUAUAAGCUAUUGGUAUAGAAGGGCUAUCUCAAUUUCCAGCCUGUGGAAUGCAAUUAAUAUAGUUCAGGGACUUCUCCAAAUCCUUUUAUGCAGCUAAUAAUACAGAAACAACAUGAUUCAAACAGAACUCAACCAGUAACUGAUUAUCAAUAUACACGAUAUAUACAGCAUAUGUACUAGGAAUAAAUUAAUGAUUAAAAAUAUACAUACACACAUUUUUAUGAACGAAAACGAACAACAAAUGUCCCAACUCGAGACACGACAUCCUAUCGUACACACUGACACAGAGCAUCAGGCGAACAACCGCAUAACAUACACAUAGUGAACAAUCAAUGGAUUUCAAGAGUAAAAGCAAAUACGGAACCUAGCGAUUAAGCCAUUUUUAAGUGCAAAAUUGACAGAGUAAGUUAUAAACCAACAAUUGCAAUAUAGAAACGAAGAACCGCAUUGUAUAAACAGUAACAUAAUUGCAACAAAGAUAAAUAAGCCAAA